Haliotis rubra (blacklip abalone) is the source of this 825-nucleotide messenger RNA. RefSeq lists its product as uncharacterized. Gene Ontology annotation, biological process: regulation of apoptotic process; regulation of DNA-templated transcription. The transcript has a single exon. The record is from RefSeq and is a predicted model, not a curated record. Gene Ontology annotation, molecular function: death domain binding; DNA binding; protease binding. The coding region runs from base 13 to 825 and encodes 270 amino acids. Lineage: Eukaryota; Metazoa; Mollusca; Gastropoda; Lepetellida; Haliotidae.
UUUACCUCGAAGAUGGAAACCGUUCACCGCGAGAUCCUCAGGAAGAACCGCUCCGAUCUCGUGACAAGUAUACAACGUGUAGAAGAUGUGGUCGACAAACUGAUGCAGUUUGGUGUGCUUACUUGUUUCAUGAAAGCUGAGAUUAUUGAGAAACCACGGACGUCUUUUGAUCGGGUCAGAGAAUUGUUAGAUAUGCUUCCUAGACGGGGCCCUCAUGCUUACACCCUAUUCUGCAAAGCACUGCAGGAAUGUGGAGAGAUACAAGCGAUGACAUUGCUGGGGGUAGAGACUGACAAGCAGAUGACAGAACUACAGGAUCCCAGAUGUCAUUUACAUCUGGGGGACAACGUCUAUGUGACAGCCAAGACAUGGGAUGGCGUAUUGAACAUUCAUGUGAGGAAGUAUGAAGUAUACCCGGGUGGCACGGCCUAUCCAACCAAGCGAGGCAUUGUGCUUACCUUGAAACAUUGGGUGGAUCUCCCAGGAGCUAUUCGAUUCAUUGAGGAGGCUGUCAACGAAGGGAAACCUAACCCACAGUGGCAUUUGGGAGCUAAUGUGUUUGUUGCGAUGGAUAGUACGGGUAUAGAGAUUCGACAGUGUUGUUGGGAUAACUCUAUGCAAUCUAUGGUUCCUCGUGCCAAGGGUAUCCUGCUGUCCCUGGACCAGUGGAAGAAACUAGGAUACUGUGUGGAAGUGAUGCCUGAUUUUGUGCCCGAACUGAAGGGCAUGGUCCCCUGUAUGGCACAAGAGGAUCAUCAGAAUCAGAUGGGGUACCUCCAGUGUUCCUUUUGCAACCCCAAUGGACAUGACAUGUGGAGUAACUGA